AUGGCAUCAAUAUCUAAUGUUUCCAAUCUAGCAACACAGCAAAAGAAAACAAUGCUAGGAAAUGAUUUUCAAUCCAAUCGACGUGCAUGGUGGUGGACAGACACGACGACGUCUGACAGUGAUCCGGUAGCAUCCAGCGAGACAGAAUUGUUGAAUGCCGCUGUAUUGUGUGCAGCACUAUCUGCAACUCAGUCCGAACCUUCAGAAAACAAUGAACAGGCAAAUGAACAUGCAGCUCGUGAGCUGGAGAUGCAUGUGCGGAGCUCUCCACUACCGCAUAGUCUACAGCUGCCAGUACUGGCGCUCUCGCCCGACUAUGUGCUCAUGCAGUCUGAGCUCGCUGUGAUCUGUGCUGUGCGAGCGACCAAGCCUGCAGAUAUUCUUCAGACUGUAGUUGGAUCAGCCGUGCCUCUUUCACAACCAUACCUCUACAGAUUUGGUGGUACAAGAAUCCAUGCGCCGUUCUGGAAGCGAACACAGCGACUGGACUUGCAAGACAUUCAAAACCAAGCACAUCAAGCCAAGAAGAUGCUGAUACUGUGUGGCCACUCAAUCGGUGGUAGCAUUGCACAGCUGGCGUUCUGUGAAAUAGCGUACCUCCACUUGCCAACGAAGGCGCGACUUCUUCUGGAAAAGCGGGACUAUGACCAGCAGAAACAAGAGCAGACAAAAGAUGGCACAAAAGCAUGUAAUGGGUUAGAAUUUGGAUUGAUGGAUCAAGACAUGACUGAAAAAGAGAAAACGGCAAUUUCUCGCGCAAUGCCGCGUAUGUUAGCGAUUGGCUUUGGAGCUCCAUAUAUUGGAUCGACGGGAUUAACAGCGUUUUUGGAAUCAUUGAAGCUGAGCAAGCGAGUAAUUACGUUUGUCAAUGAGUUUGAUUGCAUUCCAAGCAUUCUUAAUGUAGCGCAGUCGGCGGCGAUGGUUGCGAAGACGGCUGAGCGUUUUGUUACGAUUGUAAAAGCGACGAAAACACUAGUGAACUUGCUUUCCGUUCAGAUGCAAAAGCGUUUCGUUGAUUUGGCAGCGACAGCAAACACUGGCAUUGUACCAAAUGCAAGCUCGGCAUAUUUGUCGAUGAGUUUAAACAUUCUGCAAAGCUCGUUCCACAAAUUCCGCGACUUUAACAUCGUGAAGGCAAUCGACUACCAGUAUUCUCCUUGCGGGACUUACGUGUUUCUUUCAAAGUCCGGAGCUGAGUAUAGCAUUUACUCGGAUCCAUGUGCUAUCAGUAAGACGUUGCACAAGGACGAUGACUUUAAUUCUACUUUGACGGGCAACGCAAUUUUACAGCACUUAAUGAGCGCAUACGUGGAUGCCGUUGCGCGCCGAUCAAAUUCUAUCCAGAUUAACGCCUCCAUGGACUUUUAUGAGCGUCUUGGUCUUCCUCGAAACGCAACAGAGAAGCAAGUGCGGAGUGCCUACAAGCGGUUAGCAUUGAAGUGGCAUCCAGAUCGGUGGACAAACAGCUGCGCCAACCCACAGGAACUAGCAUCGGUGGAGGAAGUUUUUAAAUUACUAGCAGAAUCGUACGAGGUGCUAUCAGAUACUGAAGCACGUAAGGCAUAUGAUGCGCAUUUAAACGAUCCUCCGAGCAUCAAGGAAGAGUUUGUGCGUAACGGCACUGUGAAUGGGAUGACUCUUGAUGAGGCCAUCGCCACUUUCCGAGACGUAAUUGAUAAUCUCUCGGGAGCAGUGUCAAAAGUGACGUCACGCUUUUCGACUUCGAACUCGACGGUGGUGAAUCCGCUACGCCCUCCCUCAUCUGUUCGUAGUGGCCUUACUCCAAACAACCACGACAACAUUUUUGCGCCAGAUCGGAUUCGAGUGUUGCGUACAGUGGGGAUCGGCGCAGAUCAGAGUGAGCAGGUCCUGUAUUUGGAGCCGGAAGAAAUCCUAGCUGGCGACGUGGCGGCACCUGCGCAGACAACAGGUAGUUCCAGUGCGAAUGCUGGACUUCGAACAGUUUCCGUGGUGGGUGGUGCUGUUGCUGUUGGAGCAAGCGUUGCAUUGAUCGUCAAUGCGUGGUCGCAGUACUCGGAAAAGUCGAAGAGGAGUCGUCAGGCGGCAGUGGUGAGAGAUUUACCUGCAGACUACUUGUUGUUGUUGCUUGAAGAUCACCGUAAUACGCAAUACGCCGAUACGACGCAACUACUUCUUCAACAAUCUGAUGAUCGGAUGAAAAGGAGAUGUGCCUCUUCACUAGCUGUUACUGAUUUGAGCAAUAAAGCGGGUGAAAGAAGUAAACAGCUUUAUGUGACAGGAGCACAGCAUGCGCUCGUCACUUUGAAGCAAGAGGAAGAUGCGGCAGAAGAUGAACUCAUUGAAGAGUUCUUUGAUUGUGCCACUGACUAUGACAAUGCCGCUAUGGAGGCGAUGGCAGAGGAAGAAUUUUUUGAUUGCGUUAGUCUCAUGGACGACGUGGCAGCUCACUUUAGUGAAGACGCAUUGGAAGAAGGAAAGCGCGUGGGAGAAGAAUUUGAUGAAGAGAAAGACAUUGCUCCUAUCAGUAAGCCGAUUGCUUUUCCUCGUGGAUCGUUUGUCGAUACUCCUUUCGGUCUCGCGAUUGUACAAGAUUGGAGAGAAGGUGAAUCGUCCGCUUACGUGCGUUUCUCUUGUUCUACGAACAUGUUCGGCUACAUUCAGAAAGUGGAUAUCUCGCGUGGUGCGUUGCUGGCAAAGAUAACAGCAAAUGAUAUGUUGGAGUCCAAGAGAACAAAGAUUGCGGACCGUGUGAUAACUCGAUACCAUUUGGAAGCUGAAGAAGCGGGUAGAGCUUUCAAGAGCCUAGUUGCUGCGAGUGGUGAUGGUGCUUUGGAUAGUGGUAUUCGCGCCGCCGGUGGUGUAGCUCUGGCGAAUGGUAUGGCAAGGACAUCCUCAGUGCUAGGUGGUGCCGUUGCUGCACCGCUAACGAUUGCGUCAAUUCUCGUCGAUAUUGGGAAAGAGUACUACGACUACCGCAAGCGGCAUACUGAUCGAAAGUCUCUAGGUGUUCUCUCUAGCACCACUGAGCAGCUAAUGAUGCAAGAUUUCCGGCUGAAAACUGGUGAAGUCAUCGCCAGUCGUACGGCAGCAGCGGCAGGUGCAGGCAUCGGUGCAUAUAGUAUGGCUUCAGCCUUGGGAAUGUGGAGUACAGCAGGGUUGGCAGCUGGUCCCGUGGGUAUUGUGGCUGCCACAAGUGCGGCUGUUGUUGGCGGUAUGCUAGGUUUCUUUGCUGGUUCCAAGGCGUACUCGGCAUCUACUGCAGGUUAUUUUAUAAGCCUGCAAAAUGCAAAGGAGCACAUUGAUCGUCUGGAGCUAGGGGCGCGAAUUCUGUUUGACGAAUAUGAUCCUGAAGCUACGGGCACAAUUUCUAAGGAAGACUGCAUCAAGCUGAUGAAAAAGCUAUACGACGCGAUGGGCUCGAUUUCGGAAAGCGAAUAUGAGAGGACCAUGACUGUGAUUCAAGACGAUACAUUUGAAGGUCCUGUAACGUGGAGUAUGUUUUGGGAAUGGGUUAGCACUGAGGCAGCUAGAGCUCUUCGCGAGCUGGAGCAUGAAGAGUCAAAAAAGUUGUCAGAACCAGUAGGGGAUGAAGCAUGGUGGAGCAGCUACAUGACAUAUUUCUCAUACUUGAACUCGAAAUCAGCUACACCACCACUUGCAGAACCACAGGCAAGUGUGUAUCCAUCUGUGCUCGCGGCAUUGGGGCUGAAGAUGACGAACGCUGGAUCAAAACCUACGGUUGCUGGAUCUGAAGAAGAGGGCUUGGUGCUGAAGGCACAGGUUGAGUUCUUGGUAAAUAAUGGCCAUCUGACGUCUGGGGAUGCCUUCCAACUCCGAAAGCAUUUGGCGUCCGAUGAUCUGGUGUUACGAGAGUCCGCACGGAAGACAAUUGCCGCUAUACAUGACGGUCUCUUGGACGGGACACCAGAUCAGAACCUUGUAUGUGAUGGAUUUGGUUUUGCAGGUGGUGACGUCAUGGAUCCCAUCGCUGACGAGCCUGUUACAACCCGCGGACGCACUACAAAGGCCACUGCUGCUGACGCAGAAAAGACAAAGUUAUCUACGCCUGACGAACGGCUCGAUGUCAUGUGCUCGCUGAUGUCUACGCAGGGUUUGCAGCGUUUGUUGCAGCGGCAAAACAUUCUCGUUCCUGUCAAGAACGAUGCGCCUGUGCAACACGAGGACUUGCACUGUUUAGCACUUAUGGCAGCAGCUUCUACCCCGUUAACACCAGAAUCGUCGACUUGA
Peronospora belbahrii is the source of this 4230-nucleotide messenger RNA. NCBI's taxonomy places the organism in Eukaryota, Oomycota, Peronosporomycetes, Peronosporales, Peronosporaceae. The record is from the annotation of a GenBank genome assembly.